UCCUGGCUGCAUCUGGCAACAUUAGCACAGCUGAUCGAGUGCGCUUGGAGACCGUGAGAAUGGCGUUGUGCAGACUAAUUUAUCAGAGUGGCGUGCAAGGGGUUCGCUCCUACAGCACAGGAGGUCUGAAUGAUGUCGUCAUUGUCAGCGCAGUUCGUACACCUAUGGGUUCUUUCAGAUCAGCACUAUCAUCGCUUGGGGCACCAGCGCUUGGAACAGUUGCCAUUAAGGCUGCCGUAGAGCGAGCAGGAGUGGAUCCUAAAGCUGUGCAGGAGGUGUACAUGGGCAAUGUAUGCCAAGCUGGGGCAAAGCAGGCACCCACUCGACAAGCUGCACUCUUUGCAGGUCUCGACAAGAGCACUCCCUGUACAACUAUCAACAAGGUGUGUGCCUCAGGAAUGAAGUCCAUAAUGAUGGCAUCACAGUCUCUUAUGUGUGGGUCACAGGAAGUCAUGGUGGCUGGUGGUAUGGAGAGCAUGUCAAAUGUCCCAUAUUACAUGAUGAGAGGCGAUUCACCCUAUGGAGGAGUCAAACUUCAUGAUGGCAUUGUGUAUGAUGGCCUCACAGAUGUCUAUAACAAAUUCCACAUGGGCAACUGUGGGGAGAACACGGCAAAGAAGCUGAAUAUUACACGCGAUGAACAGGAUGAGUAUGGUAUGCUGAGCUACAAACGAUCUGCUGAAGCGUGGGCAAGUGGAGCCAUCAGAGACGAGAUGGUAGAGGUCACCAUCCCAGGCAAACGAGGGAAACCUGAUAUUGUUUUCAAGGAAGAUGAAGAGUAUAAGAAGGUCAACUUCGAUAAGUUUAAGAAACUUGCUACUGUUUUCCAGCGUGAAGGAGGCACAGUCACUGCCGGAAAUGCAUCUACUCUAAAUGAUGGAGCAGCUGCAUGUCUGCUAAUGACUGCCAAAGCUGCAGCUCAACAUGGCGUGAAGCCUCUUGCCCGAGUUGUAGGAUUCUGUGAUGCUGCCACUGAUCCUAUCGACUUCCCUAUUGCCCCAGCCCUUGCAACACCAAAGCUACUGGAAAUGACUGGUGUGAAAUCAGAUGAUGUUGCAAUGUGGGAAGUCAAUGAAGCUUUCUCUGUGGUAGUUUUGGCCAACAUCAAAUUGUGUGACCUUGACCCAUCUAAAGUCAAUAUCCAUGGAGGGGCAGUCUCACUAGGUCAUCCCAUUGGCAUGUCUGGAGCUCGUAUCGUUGUCCACCUGGCACAUGCUUUGAAGCCAGGCCAGAAAGGUGUUGCUUCAAUUUGUAAUGGUGGAGGAGGGGCAUCUGCUAUCAUGAUUGAGAAGCUGUAAGUGUGUCAUGGACCUUCCCGGAAUACUCUUUAACUACGUAUGGGGCAUCUUUUUUAACCUUGACUUAAAGGAUUAGGCAGCUGAUGGUUGACAAUUAGUUGCAUAAUUUGUGGCAGAAAGAUCUGGACUAGUUAUAAAACUGUAGUUGUUACUGAAUCAAAAAGUUAGAGAUGUAUAGAUUUGUAAUGUGAAAUAUUAAUAUAGGGACGAUAAUUGUGUGUAAUAAUCAGGGAAAGUGAAUUUUGAAUUUAAGGAUAGAUGUAAUAAAAUUAUUUUCUAUAA
This is a messenger RNA of Penaeus vannamei (Pacific white shrimp), 1580 nucleotides long. It is a transcript of the gene Acat1, whose product is annotated as Acetyl-CoA acetyltransferase 1. NCBI's taxonomy places the organism in Eukaryota, Metazoa, Arthropoda, Malacostraca, Decapoda, Penaeidae. Gene Ontology annotation, biological process: fatty acid beta-oxidation. The record is from RefSeq and is a predicted model, not a curated record. Gene Ontology annotation, cellular component: mitochondrion. Gene Ontology annotation, molecular function: acetyl-CoA C-acetyltransferase activity.